Messenger RNA from Acanthosepion pharaonis, 612 nucleotides. The record is from the annotation of a GenBank genome assembly. Lineage: Eukaryota; Metazoa; Mollusca; Cephalopoda; Sepiida; Sepiidae.
AUGACCUCCGACUUCUCUCUCCCUCUCUCUCUCUCUCUCUCUCUAUCUCUCUCUCUAUCUCCCUCUCUCUUCUUUCCCCUCUCGUCCUUUCCCGUCCCUUUUACUCCUUUCCACACUCAGUCAAUAUCUUUCUACCUGUCAAUAAAUAUCUUCUUCCUCGCCCUCUUGUUCACAUUUAGGCUGGCUGGAAACAGGCUAACGAAGAUGUUAAACAUUUCUUUCAUCCCUUCUUUCUUUCUUUCUUUCUUUCUUUCUUUCUUUCUUUCUUUCUUUCUUUCUUUCUUUCUUUCUUUCUUUUUCUCACCGAAACCAAAUCAUUGCAAAAUAUCUCUCUCUCUCUCUCUCUCUCUCUCUCUCUCUCUCUCUCUCUCUCUCUCUCUCUCUCUCAAAUUCUUGAGUUUUUUUUUUCCUGGGUUUUAUGUUCCCUCACCCAGAAUUCUUUCUUGCUCUCUCUCUCUCUCCCUCCCUCUCUCUCUCUCCCCCUCUCUCUCUCUCUCCCCCCCUCUCUCCCCCCUCCCUCUCUCCCCCUCUCUCUCUCUCCCCCCCCCUCUCUCUCCCCUCUCCUCUCCCCUCCCUCUCUCUCUCCCCCCUCUCCCUCUCUCUCUGCGUUAA